Molecule: messenger RNA, 16768 nt
Organism: Monomorium pharaonis (pharaoh ant)
Lineage: Eukaryota; Metazoa; Arthropoda; Insecta; Hymenoptera; Formicidae
Product: midasin
Exons: 20
Coding region: 341-16561 (5406 amino acids)
Biological process (GO): rRNA processing; ribosomal large subunit assembly
Cellular component (GO): preribosome, large subunit precursor; nucleus
Molecular function (GO): ATP binding; ATP hydrolysis activity
Source: RefSeq, a predicted model, not a curated record
ACAUAGAAGCGCUGAUGGAUAUCGGUCUUUGUUCCUUUCUGGUAGUAUAUACACAUGAGAUUUGUUCGCGUUGCUUGAAAUCCCCAAAAUUGUUUGCACUUUAAACGAGAUAAAUAUACACUCGAGCACUGGAGAAAGAGAAAGCGAAGAUGUCGAGUGCAAAAAGUCAAGUAACGUGAACAGGCCCAUUGAACGAUGGAACCACGUGUCUCUCAUGUUGUAACCUAACCUAUUCCAAACUUUUGCGCGUAGGCGUGUAGUCUGUAGUACGCAUUUCAUACCGGCAAUGCAAAUCGUUUUUGCAAAUAAUUAGUUUAAUUUUUUGGAACAAACGUGGAAGAUGUUAACCAAGAAUUUGUCAGUUUUCUGUGAACGAAAUCAGAAAUAUAAACAGAGAUUCUUACUUUUUGAAGAAUUCAGUAAAAUUGAACCUGAUAAAAUUUUGGAAGUAUUAAGCGAAUUUUUGUUACAACCGGAAUGCACAAAAGAUGUUGCAGACUGUUUUCCAGAAUUAUUACCAGCACUUGUUUCUAUAGCGAUACCUGCAGAUGACAUACAAUCGUCAGAAUUAACAGAUAAAGAUGUUACUCAUCGAUUAAACUGUGUUAUAUUAGGAAAGCUGCUUGAUAUUAAUCAAGAUUUACUAGCAUUUGUUUUACACUACUUUGAUGUUAAUCCAGCUCCAUUUGAAUCUCUGGACAAUUCUGAUACAGUUACGCCUUCGAAGAGACAGAACAAAAGAAAAUUUUCCUAUAUCUCUGAAGUAUCUGAAUAUGAUAUUGUUGUUGCAUGUCAUAGUAUCUUACGGUCUGCUAUUAGCCAUUUUAAACAUAAAUGGAAUUGGUCAAAGUUUUAUAAGUAUUUGAUGAAUACAGAUGAUGGGGUAAAAUGGAUUGCCUUAAAAUGUAUAGCAAUAGUUUUAAACAUGUCUGAAUCGACGAGACUGUCAUGCACACAAACAUUUAUUCCAAAUUUUAGAAAAUUUUUAAUUGAUUACAAAGAUAAGGGCAUAGAUACUAGUAUUGUCUGUGCCAAUUUUGAGUCGGUGGAAGACAUAGUGAAAAAUAUCUCAUCUAUUGUAUCUGUCGGUGGCAUUUUAUUGCCCACUCUAGGCAAAAAUAGGAGCACUUGUAAUUUGGUUUUGGUUUCUUCUACAAGAAAAAAUUUACAGAGUCUGGCCAUAGCCAUUGGCUCCAGAAAAUGUAUCUGUCUGCAAGGUCCAGUUGGUUGCGGUAAGACGGCUCUUGUGGAGUAUCUAGCUGGAAUCACCGGACACGAUACGUCAAACUUUGUUAAAGUACAACUGGGCGAUCAGACAGACUCAAAAAUGCUGCUGGGAAUGUACAGGUGUACUGACGUGCCCGGUGAAUUUGUCUGGCAGCCAGGUGUUCUCACGCAGGCGGUUAUCGCUGGCAAAUGGCUGCUCCUGGAAGACGUGGACAGCGCCGCCCUCGAUGUAGCCAGCGUCUUGAGCAAUCUAAUGGAAACCGGGACGCUCUGCGUACCUGGCUAUCGUGAUACCAUCUACGCCAACAGUGGAUUUCAGCUGUUUGUUACCCAGCGACUGACAAUGUCUACUACGGGCAUUCAAAGACACGUUACGGGAUCCUCGAGUCUGUUGCAGAAACACUGGUUAUGCCUAAACGUGGAGCCUCUGUCUAAGGACGAAUUAGUGAUCGUAGUCCAAACAGCCUUUCCAAUAUUGAGCACAAUUGCAACUAGAAUAGUAGAUGUGUUCCUGUUGUUCUCUGUUGGAGAUCAUGAUUGUGAAAGUAACACGAGUGAUGUUAUACUACUGAAGAUUGGACGACAGACAUCGACGCGAGAUUUAAUAAAAUGGUGCUCUAGAGCUAUCGUCGAUUUCGAUGUAUCAUCGCCGGAUUCCGCAUUGAAGAUAUUUCAGGAUGCUCUAGAUGUCUUUUGCUGUUCAGUGCCUAACCAAGAGCAACGAUUAAAUUUGGCGAUGGCGGUAGCUCAUAAACUUGGUAUUAUAAAAACAAAGGCGGAAUACUUUUGCAACAUGCACAAACCGUCCAUAGCCCUACUUUCCGAGCUUCUGAUAGCGGGCAGAGCGAAAUUGGUUCGUAAGAAAGCGCAAUACGCGAGAUUAGAUGUAGACAAGAUUAAUUUUUCUUUCACAAGACCAUCCGCGUGUCUAUUGGAGCGUAUAGCUAGCUGCGUUAUGCAAAAGGAGCCUGUGCUGUUGGUUGGCGAGACCGGUACUGGAAAAACGAGUUCGAUACAGUACCUAGCGCGAAGCACCGGUCACAAAUUAAUAAUCAUAAAUAUGAAUCAGCAGAGCGAAAGCGCAGAUCUAUUAGGGGGGUACAAACCGGUAGAUCUCAAGUUCCUGAUUACGCCUAUUCGAGAGGAGUUUGAGAUCCUCUUUUGCUCUUACUUUGUAGUUGAGUCAAACAGAAAGUUUCUCAAACACAUCGCUCUGUGUCACAAGCAGCAGAAGUGGAAGAAUCUCGUCACUUUGAUGAGCCACAGUGCACGCGCCGCUGUGAAGAGAUUGAAAGAUAAAUAUGAUAAAUACCUCGAGGAUAAUGCAUUUGAGAAAAACGUUUCGAGACAUUCCAAACAAGAAAAAAAUUCUCAAGAUAAAUCCGAUCAGGGUGAUAUACAGACUGAUAUAGAUAUGCUGAGAAAGUGGGAAAAGAUGCUGGAGAAACUGGACAAGCUGGGAACUCAAGUGAAGAGUCAGUAUGCAUUGGCAUUCUCUUUUAUAGAAGGCAGUUUGGUCAGAGCUUUGCGAAACGGUCAUUGGGUUCUUCUAGACGAGAUCAAUCUGGCAAACGCAGAGACUCUGGAAUGUCUCUCUGGUUUAUUGGAAGGCUCUUCGGAGUCUUUGCCGCUACUGGAGCGCGGUGAUGGAGAACCCGUGAAGAGGCAUCCUGACUUCACAGUAUUCGCUUGUAUGAAUCCGGCAACAGACGUAGGCAAGAGAGAUUUACCAGUUGGUUUAAGAAACAGAUUUACUGAGUUUUACAUCGACGAGUUGACUGAGCGAUCGGAUCUUCAAUUGCUAGUGAGUUCCUAUCUGGCGGAAUUAAAUCUGCCGCUGGAAAAACACGAGACGAUCGUCAAGUUUUAUCUGAAUGUGAGGAAGGAGGCUACCAGCACGUUGUUCGACGGCACAGCACAUAAGCCGCAUUAUAGUUUGAGAACGCUGUGUCGCGCGUUGUACAUCUCCGCGUCAAAUCCUUGCGGCAAUGUUUUAAGAUCUCUAUAUGAAGCUUUUUCUCUGAGCUUCCUGACGCAGCUGGAUUAUGACUCAUAUCCGAUUGUACAGAGAAUGAUCGCGAAAGCUAUCCUCGAUAACAAGAGUGUUAAAGCAGUUCUUGGCACUCCUAUACCAAAACCAAGAUGCAGUCCAGAAGAAGAAUACGUGUACAUCGAAGGAUAUUGGGUUUUGCAAGGCAGUCUAACGCCCGAAACACCUAACAAUUACAUAUUGACUGAUUCCGUUAGAAGAAAUUUGAGAGAUUUAGUGAGAGUUGUGUCGAUUGGAAAAAUUCCAGUUUUGCUUCAAGGCGACACAUCCGUGGGCAAGACCAGUUUGAUCACCUAUCUAGCGAAGAUUACGGGACACGUUUGUGUCCGUAUAAACAAUCACGAGCAUACGGACUUACAGGAGUAUGUCGGAAGUUACAUCGCGGAUGAGACCGGCAAGCUGAUAUUCAAGGAAGGUAUCCUAGUUGACGCAAUGCGCAAAGGACAUUGGAUUAUUUUGGAUGAAUUAAAUUUAGCUCCAAGUGAUGUUCUGGAAGCUCUUAAUCGAGUGCUCGACGACAACAGAGAACUGUUUAUACCCGAGACGCAACAGGUGGUAAAGGCGCACGAGCAUUUUAUGCUAUUUGCAACACAAAAUCCACCUGGACUCUACGGCGGUCGAAAAGUUUUGUCGCGAGCGUUUAGGAACCGAUUUGUAGAAUUGCACUUUGACGAGAUACCACCAAACGAGUUACAGAUAAUACUCAAUCAGAGAUGUAGUAUGCCAGAGUCUUACUGCAAACAGGUAAUUAACGUAAUGACGGAUCUCCAGAUAAGGCGUAAAAGCACGGCGGCUUUCGCCGGUAAAAAAGGAUUCAUAACUCUACGAGAUCUGUUUCGUUGGGGUGAGAGAUAUAGAUUGGCGCCCGACGUAGGCGGCAAACUGUACGAUUGGAGUCAACAUCUGGCUGACGAGGGCUACCUUGUUCUCGCCGCUAAGGUCCGCAAAGCUGAAGAAGCAGACGAAAUAAGACAAGUAAUAAAAAAACAUUUAAGACGGGACGUGGAUCCUGACAGCUUGUUCACGCUGAAUGACAAAACUUCACCAGUGACGAGACAUAUAUUGGAGGAGAUUUUAAACAAUAAUAUCUCUGGCUUUGGCCAUAUUGUCUGGACCUAUCACAUGCGUCGAAUGGCAGUUCUGGUGAAGAAAUCCUGCCAGUUCAAGGAACCAGUGUUGCUGAUUGGAGAAACUGGCGGAGGCAAGACCACAGUCUGCCAGUUAAUUGCGGCUAUUAACGGUCAAGCUAUGCGUGGUGUGAAUUGCCACAUGCAUACUGAAUCAUCCGAUUUUCUGGGAAAUCUGCGCCCCGUUCGAGAGCAUGUUGAAAACGAUCAGAGGCUCUUUGAGUGGGUGGAUGGUCCUCUAAUAAAUGCCAUGCGUAACGGUGAUUUGUUCUUAGCUGACGAAAUUUCGUUGGCCGAUGAUAGCGUUCUGGAGCGAUUAAAUUCACUUUUAGAACCAGAGCGUAAUCUUCUAUUAGCUGAGAGGGGAAUAGAGUCUUCGCACGGUGAAGAGAACACCGUGAUCGUGGCGGACGAGAAAUUUGUAUUCGUCGGCACGAUGAAUCCCGGUGGUGAUUACGGUAAAAAGGAACUCUCACCAGCCUUACGAAAUCGCUUCACCGAAGUGUGGUGUGAAGGUUGUAUGGCCAGAAACGAUCUGUACGAUAUAAUAGUACAUAAUCUUUACAUUGAUUCUCAAACAAUGAGAGAAUCCAUCGCCACCGCAAUAUUGAGAUUCAUUGAAUGGUUGCAAACCACCGAAGUAGGUAAGAAACUCACUGUGAGCAUACGAGAUGUGCUUACUUGGGUCGAUUUUAUAAAUGUGUCCACUGGCGAUACUCUAUUAUCGAAACUGACGAUUGGAGAAGCAUAUUAUCAUGGUGCAUGUCUCACAUACAUCGAUAGUCUUGGAUCUGGUUCAACAGGUUCAGAGAGUGUCAGUAAAUUGAAAGAUUUUACAAAGGCUGCUUUUCGAUUUAUUAAGUCAGAGGUUGAAAAUACAAUAAAAUCUGAACUUGACAUGGAAACUGCUGUAGUGCAUAAAAACGUCGUUGUAAAUGCUGUAGACGUAUUCGGAAUGUUACCAUUUUAUAUUAAAAAAGGUUCGUGUACUAUUUGCGAAGAUUAUGCAUUUACAUUUACAACUCCCACUACGAAACUGAAUACGUUAAAGCUGCUAAGAGCAUUGCAGUUAAAUAAACCAAUUCUUUUGGAAGGAAGUCCGGGUGUAGGAAAAACUAGUUUAGUUUCUGCACUCGCGAAAGCCGCAGGACAUACGUUGCUUAGAAUAAAUUUGAGCGACCAAACGGAUGUGUCCGAUUUGUUUGGUGCUGAUCUUCCCGUAGAAGGCGGAAAAGGCGGUGAAUUUGCAUGGCGAGAUGGACCAUUUUUGCGAGCUUUGCGUGCCGGAUAUUGGAUACUGCUCGACGAAUUAAACCUAGCAACGCAGUCAGUCCUGGAAGGCCUUAACGCGUGCUUUGAUCAUAGGGGAGAGAUAUACAUCCCCGAACUAGGAAAGACGUUUUCGGUUAAACCUGGUACAAGAUUGUUUGGUUGUCAGAAUCCUUUACGACAAGGUGGGGCCAGACGAGGCUUACCGAGAUCUUUUUUAAAUAGAUUUACUCAGGUUUCUAUAGAUGCAUUAAUAGAAGAAGAUUUGAAAUUCAUACUCAGUGUGCAAUUUCCACAACUUCCUACAGAAUUAAUCAGUAACAUGGUGCAAUUCAAUAGCAAAUUAGCGUCAGAAGCUGGCAUCAUAUGGGGGCAUGCCGGGUCUCCAUGGGAAAUGAAUCUACGAGAUAUUACUCGAUGGUGCGAAACAACUAUUAAAGCUGCUUCUGACGAAUUCUGCGUCAAUAAACAGUUUAAUCCUAGUGAUAGCAUGGAACUUAUUUAUGUUAACAGAAUGCGGACUAAUGAAGAUAGACAAAAGGUCUAUCAGAUAUAUCAAGAAAUUUUUUUGCUUGAGAAAUAUCCUCUUUCACCCAACCAAUUGCCCAUGUACAUUACGGCAGAUCAACUUUUUAUCGGUGACACAAUGUUAAAUCGAAAAAACCUCAAUGAACCACAGGACUUUAAUUUGUUAGUGCUCAGAGAACAAAAAAAGAUAUUAAAAAGUCUCAUGAAAUGCGUCAAGAUGAAUUGGAUGUCAAUACUUGUUGGUGCUUCAGGCUGCGGGAAAAGCAGUGUGGUUCGUUUACUUGCCGCUUUGACAGGCCAGAAGUUGAGAUCGAUUGCCAUGAAUUCUGCGAUGGAUACGACAGAGAUAUUAGGUGGCUUCGAACAGACGGACUAUAAUCGACAUCUUGAGCAACUAUUUGAGCGCGUAACAACUUUACUUAUCAAGAGUCUACAAAUGAAGAUAGCUAUCGACAAAUUGGAACAAGUUGCUGAGUUUCAUGAACGUUUGGAGCAAGUCCGACACUUAUUCGAUGAAAACGUUGCCGGGAGGACGAUGGCCGCGGAAACCAAAUUAUUCCUACGUAAAAUUGAGGAACUGUCGAAAUUGGUAUCGGCGAUGAAGCUUUGGGAGCCCUCCCACGAAUCGGAGCUACGAGAUAUCGAGUCGAGGUUGAAAAACUUGUCGACUUCCGUCGAGCAGGAUAAAUGCCUGAAUGCCGGGGGAAAGUUUGAAUGGGUGGACAGUGUGCUAGUAAAGUGUUUGCAAGACGGUACUUGGCUGCUUAUCGACCAGGUUAAUCUAUGUAGCCCCGCUGUAUUAGACAGACUUAAUGGACUGUUAGAGCCAAACGGCGUUCUUAGUAUCGGUGAACGAGGCGUUGAUAGCGAAGGCAAUGUCGUUACUAUCAAGCCGCACGAAAAUUUCCGCCUAUUUCUAACUAUGGAUCCUCGAUACGGCGAAAUUUCCAGAGCUAUGCGUAACAGAGGCGUCGAGAUUUAUGUACUCGGCUCGAAGGAGAACAUCGAUGAAGACGCGAUCGAUUUCAAGUCGCUGUUAUUUAACGUCGGCAUCACGAAAUCUGCGCAUCGCGACGCACUGCUCGAAAUCUACGAUAGAAUGUCGGAGGAGAUCGUCGCUGUAGAUCGAUUUAGUGCAGUCGAUUUGUUACACACCGCGUUCCUGGUGAAGCAACGAACGCUACGCGGAUUCCCAACGGAGCAAUCGGUCAGGAACGCGUGUAUCGACGUCUACGUGAAGACUAGACCGUCGCGAGAUCAGCGAUUCAAAGAACAUCUGACUUCCCUGAUCGAUGAAACUGUCGAGCGAUGUGUCGCGCGCGAUGAAGAGGUCUCAGCGAUCGAUUUGGAUGCUGCCACAUGGAGCGUGAAGAAUCUGCAGGACAAUUCGAGAUUAGUUAUAAUCAGACAACAAGGCUUGUUACUGAACGCUGCUAUUAAGAUGUACGAAUCGUCUCUGAAAUCCAAAGAUUCGGGAAGUACCAGAGGAAAUAUCAUUACAACGAAGUUGUUGAAUGACUUCUGCGAUCUUAAGGAUGAAAGUUUUACGUUGGACAUCAACGUUGCUAACAUAUUGCCGUAUCUCCUCUUGAAUUUUUAUGAGCAAUCCUCGCGAGACGACGCGCCACUCAGGAAAGAGUGGAUCUCGAAGAUGCUACAAGAAAAUGCAAUACUUGACGAACUUGAGGAGAAGAACGUGUUAAUGGCGAAAGUAAUCGCACUGUUUCGCUUCGAAUCUACAAAUGUGAGAAGUUCAUUACCUUGGGAUUUGUGGCAGCUUGUCGGAAAAACGAUAUACGAUAAAAACGAUAGUACUUGCAGGGACACAAAUAAAUUGUUAUUGUUGCUAUACGCGCACAGUAUGAUUUUAAAAAAAGACAUAUCGGAAAAGAAAUCAAAUAUGUUAAGGAACAAAGAUGUGAUAUCCGUGAAACUGUAUUCCAGCUUUGUAAAUGACGGUAAGCUUUCCAUUGCACAAUUGGAAAACCAACCGCUUAUAACGUAUUUUACGCAGUUCCUUGAACAAGUAAAUUCUUGCAUCAGCACGAUUUUACAAGAUGUAAAUGUGAAUAUCGAAGAGUACGUCGAACUAAGAAAGGAGUUGAGAUGGUUCACAAGAUUCGAGAAACUGGGCGAAAUGACACUCAUAGAUAAGUCGAAAAAAUCUAAAGGCGUAUUUAUGAAUUUGGAUCAAAUUUCUAUGUUGUUGAGAGUUCAUUAUAAAUGGCUACUAAAGUUCCUACGCAAGUUAUUCGUAAUAGCUGAAAAAUCUUUAAACAAAGAAACCAUGAACAAGAUUAAACAGCUGCUAGAAAUCAUAAGCCAUAGAAACAACCAACUGGAAUCGGUGUAUGAUCCUAUCAAGAAAAUAUCGAAGAGAAUCAAGAAGUACUUGAUGCUUCCACCGCCACACCCUACAGAGAUCAGCAUGGAAGUGCACUCGGGGUUGAUGAGAAUAACGAGAGACUUCGACGUGGUGAAUGAGGGAAACAGUACUUUGAAACGAGAACUCAAGAUUAUAUCUGUGCAGUUAAAAGACGCGCUGGCUAUGAAACAGCAAAUGAUCUCUUUAUGGAAUGACGUUUACUCCAGGAAGUCGCUCGACGAAACGACGUUGCGAAUUGUCCACGAGGUAGAGCGGUUUUGUGACGAGAGCCACAUUCGUCUGCGAGUUCCAGCGGAAGUCGAGGAUGUUUUGAACAAGGUACGCUCACUUCCGGAGAGGGAAAUGAUGCAGUUGAACACGAGAAUACGGUUGUGGCCGAUUUACGAGUACGUAUUUCUCUCGCUCGUCUGUACGCUGCAGGGAGAGAUGUGUCGGAAAGCUACGAUUUCCGGUGUUGCUUUGGCCGAAUGCCUCGCGAGAUUCACAGAUGUGGCCAGUAUACCGAGCAAUAUGAUGGGCUUAUUGAGCGCGAUGGCUCGAACGGAAGUCGAGCGAGAAUCGAAGCUCUUGUUGUUGCCGGAACUGUUCUGUUGUCUCGAAGAAUUCAUUCAACAAUCUCAUGCUUUUAAAGAUACGAGCCAUCUUUUGCACUGGUGCGGUGUAACGGAAGAAGAUAUAGAAAAAUCAUUAACUUUUUACACCGAAUUUAAGACGGAAUGCUACGUCGGCGGACCUGUUCUCUUGAAUAUAGUAUUGCAAUUAAUGUUGAAUAAAACAAAUCGAGAGAAAGAGAAAAAUGUGCUUCCCACGAUCGCACUUGGAACAUAUGCGGCGCAAGUGAAUCAACUGCAGUUAUUAAAUGAGAUUUUAUGGCGCAACAGUAUCUCGUUAACAAACAAGCGAUGCGAUUCAAGUAGUAACGAUUUAGCAACAUUAAAGUUUUACUUGCACUUAUACUUAUCCGCAAUUGACCAAAUGAACAUCGAGCACAAUAUACGCAAUCUAAUUACGAUCGCCAUAGAAAAGCAAGGCGGAAAUUGCGCGGAUGACAUCGAACGCCAACUGAUAAAUGAAUUUUUCAAACCGGUAGAAGAUAUGCAUGAAGUAUAUGUCGAAAUAAAUAAUGUGCAUGAAGAAGAAUAUACGCUUCUACGAGGAAGAGCGUGGAUGAUACUUGGUUACAUACAAUUAAUGCUCUUUGGUAAUUUGGAUCUGAUUGAUCCCAUUCAUAAAGUGGAAUUGAAGCUCAAGUAUCUGGAGGAGGACAUCGUCGAUUGCAGAAAGACGAUAUACGUUACAACAUUACAGGAUCGUAUUCUGGGGAUAUCCGCGACUAAUGAGCGCACCCAUCCGAGAUUCGCAGCCACGAGAGAUUGCGAGAGUCGGUUGCUGAAGACGAAGGAUGAUCUCAGCUGUCUAAGAGCGUUCAGGUCACCAACUGUCGAUUUCGCUUCGCUUAGCAAGGACUGCGCUGAUUUCAGGAACAGAAUAGGUUCCUAUACUUUGGUGAAAAAUCACUUAAAUAACCUAUGCGCGAUCGCGAGUAAGAUCAGCCAAGACUGCGAAUCAACAGAUUUGACAAUCGCGGAGAAUUUUUCUAGAGUAGCCGAAGGCUGGAGUUUGUCGGUGCAACAAUUUGCCAAGCAGAUCAAGAUGAAAUACUUAUUAGCUUACCCGGAUGUAAUUCUUCCAUUGCUAACGGCGCUGGCUCAGUUAAAUCAUGGUGUUUCCAUGCUAAUCAAUGAGAUCCGACGACUAAUAUCUCUGCGUAAGAGCGGAGUAGCCGAUUUCGAAUCUUUGAUAUAUAAUUUGAUCCGGUUCCCGACGAUUGGCGAGCAGCAAGAGAAUCUUUUAAGCUUAACUAGUCUAUGCGUUUCGAGGAACAUGAGAAAUCUGAUCGGUGAGAAUUCAUGCUCCACAGAUACGUUCGUCAGGAUGCAGGAGCAGUUCCGUAUAUUCAAAUCAGGUUUGCACGAACUAUAUAAUUAUGUGAUUCUCAACAAAGGUCUGACUAGAUCACUGUGGCAAGACAUGAACGAGCUGUUGCAACAGAUAGUUCUAAUCUGGAAGCAGCAGCAGCAGGAGGAAGAGAAACGAGCCGCGGAGAAGGAGAAUCUAUAUCAGAAUAAAAUGGAAAGCCACGGUGACACGUUAACGGAGGAGGAAGAACUCGCUCUAGAAGUUCGCAAGCUAUUUCCAAUGCACCGUGAGAAAGACUUUUACGACAUAGAGGAGGGUUUGCACCCUUCCCUCGACCAGAAGAGUGUGUCAGCGACUAAGUCGGAUGAGACGGAGUCGAGCUUUAGCGGUUUUGUCACGAAGAACGACAUUAGAGAAAUUCAACAGAUUCAUUCAAACAUCGUCAUGUAUUUCAUCGCGACCAGGUGGAUGUGCAACAGUUCUUCGGCGAAUUCAACGAAUUACAUCGGGCCGCUAAUUCAAAGAUAUAACACAAUAUAUGGAAUGUUCGACAACAUACUGCCGAGUUUGAGUGAAGGACUCGCGAUCAAACUGUACAACAGUUUGAACUUUCUGGUUACUUUAGGGUUGCAAACUAGCCACGGGAGAAGCACAGAUUGGAGUUUGUGGGAGAGCGCCGAAGGACAAAUAAAAACGUACGAUUUCUACAAGGACUGCAACGUUGAGGAAGUGAAACAAUGCUUACCUCUAUGCGAGAGCAUUCUAAAUCGUGUUGAUCAAUUGCUAAAAGAAUGGCCGGAAUAUCCUACUCUGAAAUCGAUACGAUGUAUAAUAGAAAGGAUUUACACGUUCUCGAUCACUUCACCUGUUUCCAGAUUCCUGACAGGUUUGGAGUUGCUACUCGACAAGAUGCACCAAUGGGAGGAGAACGCGCAUAGUGGCGUCAGCAUGGCGAACCACGUGUUAGCAUUAACGGAACAGAUAAAAUGUUGGAGAAAGUUGGAAUUGUCCUGCUGGAAAGGUUGCCUUGAUGCGACGUACGAAAAUCUCAGAUCAGACACGUCCAAGUGGUGGUUCUUUUUAUACGCGUUAAUCGAGAGUUACAUUACGAAAUCCGAGAAAGAUGACAUCCAGAAAACAAACGAUGACCUUAUCACCAGGCAAAAGUUAAUAGAAUCGCUAGAGCGUUUCAUGAACGAGUCAUCUCUGGUUGAAUUCGAAUCGCGUUUGGAUCUCCUCUUAACGUUCCAUUGUCAUGUAUAUUACUUCGAUGACAGUGACAACAAAAACGAGCUGUUGGCGGUACUGUGGAACAUGUACAAUUAUUAUAAACAAUUCGUAGACGAUGUAAAUGCAAGGAUCGUCGCUUUGAAAACGCCCAUUGAGAAGAAGCUGAAAGACUUUGUUAAGAUUAUGCGAUGGAACGAUAUCAAUUAUUGGGCUGUAAAAGAGACGAUUGACAAGACGCAUCGCACUUUGCAUAAAUUUGUAAAAGAGUUUCAGAAUACCCUACAACAAAACGCGUCUUCUUGCUUGACUGUUAAAUCCGGAUCUUACAAUACAGAGAUGAGUAAAGGAAUCUGGGAUGAUGAGAAACAUCAUAAGCACGUAGCAGAUCCUAAAGAUUUUACCAUAGCAAAAUCUCCACGAUCUGUAGACGUGGAAGUACAGUUCACAAGCGGACUUAUCACGAGAACAAAAACAUUAUUAUCAAAGGCUAUGUGUCUGUGUAAGGAGAUAAUAUUGGUAAAUUUUUAUUCACAUGUACGAGAAGAACUUGAAAAUUUAAUUGAGGAUUACAUGGAACAGAGCGCGCGUCUUCGAGAUAUGAAUGUUGAUAGAAAUUUACCAAAGAAUAAACAAAAAUCUCAUGCGAAGAGUAUCUUGCAGCAGAAGAAAAUGACACUCGCAAAUUAUUUUAAAACGUUGACUGAAAUGGGCAUGUCUUACCGCACUGGUAUACUGACAUUGAAGAAUGAUGUGGACAAAGUGAUAGACUUCACGGUACCACCUUUAAAUCUGUCUACAAUCAGCCAAUACUUCAACCUAAAAAAAGUCGACCAAGAUAUGCUAAUACAGUGGGAAGGCUGUGAGAAGUAUUAUUACAAGUCCCUCAUCCGAUUUAACGCUCUCAACGCGAUGCUCAACACAAACCAGACCGACCUAGGCUUGCAGAAUAUAGAACGCUGCCGAGGCUAUUCCGCGCAUUUGAUGUUGAUGGCCCAUAGGCAGAAAACGACGAUCGUUCAAUCGUUCGAUCAUUUCUCGUCGCUUCGCGUACAUAUUGAAAAUCUGUCCGAAACACGCGAACAGGAUUUAAAUAUAUUGAGACAGGAUAUAGGCCAAAACUGUGCGAAGAGCCUAAAGACGUUGUUGAUUACAUUAGAAGUUGGAUUCGAGCAGCUACUGCUAUUUCUGCAAUGUUGUCCCACGGAAUUGUCGACAGAUUCGAAUAGAGCUGUACUUACAUUAGAUGCAAAUGCACUUCCUAUAAUCGCCGCUUCUCAAAACGAUGAUGUUUGGAAGAACGCAAACGUUUUACUGAAGGAUUAUUUAAAUUUAAUAAAGACUACCGCAAAACGUUUCCAUACUUUAUUCAUGCCAUUCAAACUUUUAUCAGCAGAUCAAUCUGAAUGUUCCACAUAUAUUUCACUUUUAAGUUCAAAGCAUUUUGAAUUUUUGGAGCAAUGCUGCGCGACGAUUAAAGAUCUAAGAAUACGAUCUAAGGAAUUAAAACAAUUAUUUGAAACCUUGGACUUUGUGCAUCCCAUCUGUGAAAAUAUAGCGUUCUUAGACACGAAGAUGGAGUCCUUCCUUCAUCUUUCUGAAAAACUGCAAAAAUCUAUGGAUAUCGAAAAUGAAAAACAAUUGGAAGAAAAAGCUCACGCUAUCGAGCAAUAUGAAUUAACUCUGGAACAACUAAUAAACACGAUAUUGCUUAUAAUACAAAAGAAAUAUAAAGAUAUCAAAGAAAACAUGCCGCACAUGAAUAAGAAAUCGAAUGAGGAAACUGAUAACGACAUAGAGAAAGAAGCAGAAGAAAAAUCGAAUGUAAAACUUGUUAAAUUGCUCGAAUGGGAUAUAACCGAAGAACUAAAGCUGUCUAACAUAUGCAAUUCAUUUUCCAAGGUUUUAUUAACGAUACGUGAAUUUGAUCCGCAAUCAGCAAACUAUUGUAUUAGGCUGCUCCUAAAAUGUUUACCUCUGUUGGAACAAUAUAUCUUGCUCGUUCAAUUUUAUUUAAAUGAGCAGGUGGCGUCAUUCCGUAUUACGUGCAAAUUAUUGUACCUACAAUUAAAUGUAUUCCUAGAUCUGGCUGCAAAUGGGUUUUGUGUGCCGAAAGAUUUAGAUCUUGAAGAAAGCGAAACAGAUGAAUCGGGUGAAACGACAGAGAAAGGCGGAAUGGGAUUAGCUGAUGGCGAAGGAACAAAAGACGUUUCCGAUAGAAUAGAAUCCGAGGAUCAGCUUGAGGAUGCAAGACCUGCGGAUCAAGAACAGGAGAAACAAGACGAUAAGACUUGUAAAGAAGAGGAAAAAGGAAUAAAUAUGUCCGAGGAUUUCGACAGCAAGCUUCAAGAUAUGGAGAAAAAUAACAAUGACGAAGAACAGAGUGACGAUGACGAAGAAAACGAUUUGGAUAAGGAAAUGGGAGAGACAGGAGAAGACGCCGAACAGCUUGAUAAAGAAAUAUGGGGCGAUGAUCAGGAAGAAUCUGGAGAGGAUAAUCAGCCAGAAGACAAAGAUGAGGAAGAAGGCACGGGCGAACAAAUCGGUGAAAAGGAAAUGGGCGCGAAGGAUGACAGAGAUAAGAGAAAACAGGAUAAUGAUGACACUGAUAAUGAUGAUAAUCGACAAGAGGAAAACAAAAAGGAGAUAAACGAAUUGAAUGAGCCACAGGAAGAUGAAGAUCAGGUUAAUCCGUAUCACGGUAACUUGCAGCCUCAACCGGAACCCGAACCGCUUGAUUUACCAGAAGAUAUGAAUCUGGAUGGGGAGGAUGGUAAGGAAGAUAAUGGUGGCGAAGAUGAAAAUCCGUUCGACAUCGAUGAGAUGAAGAAACCACAACCAGAAAAACAAGAUAUAGAAUUUGAGAAAGAAUCUGAGGAGACUAAAGAAAAUGAUCCUGAGGAAAACUCUAGCGAGGGCGAGGACGAAAAUAAUGAUAAUACCGAUACAGAAAAUCAGGUGCAAAAAACAGAAGAAGAGCUCGAAUCUAAUAGGACUGAAGAGAAAAGUGAAGAAAACACGGGAGCCGAGAGUAAAGACGAGGAGCAGAAUCAAGAUAAAGAGGCGGAAGAUGAAAAACUGCAAGAAAAGGCGGCCCCGAGUGCAAAUGAUGCGAGCAAAGAAAUGGAUGCUGCACAACAAAUUGAAGAAACGACUGAAGGUUCACGGGAUACGGUAGCGCAACAACCGGACGCGAAGGAUCAACAGGAAACAUCAGCUGAGACUACUCAAGAAGACAGUAAUGAUAAAGGCACAGGUCAAUCGCAAUCGGCACAACAGGAGAGCGGACAUUCGGGAUCAUCUAAGCAAGAAACUAUUCCAGCACCGCAGAGCAACGUUACGACGAAUCCAGUCGAGAAGAGGAAAAACCCGGGCGAAAGCAAUGAGGAUCGCAGUCUGUUAGAUAGAUUUGAACCGACGCUGAAGAAGUUGAAAACGAUUUAUACGCAGGACGAAGUAUCGAGAGACAAGGAAGACGACGCGAGCAACGUUGAUGGCGACAAAGCCGAAUUGGCUCAACAUAUCAAGGAUUCUGAAAGAUUUGACGAUUACACACUCGAUGCUGCGACAGAAGAUCAGAUCAAACAACAAGUUUCCAACGUAGAUAAGGAUGAAAAUGAGGAAGAGAAAAAGGACGAGUCUACGGAUAUGGAGAUGCAUGAAGAUAAGGAAAAUGACGUAGCAAAUGAUAAAAUAAAUGAGCAAAAACCUGAAAAGAUCUCCGAGAUCGGAAAUGACAAAUGUAAAAAGGAUUCUGAUGGUAAAAGAAACAAUGUGGAAGAUAGUCAGACGGAGACGGCGAUCGAACUGGAAGGGGAAACAGUGGAGACGAUAAAAGUGCAGAGAGGAAACGAGUCUACAUUUCACACGAUGGAGUGGAGUAUAGAUGAGAGUGAUUUUGGCUCCGGUUAUGCAGAAAGAAAACGAUUCGAAGUGGAAAAAAUGUUGAGCGAAUGGACGCAAGUACCAUCUACAGAGGAAGCUACAACGGCGUGGAAUUGUUUAUGUUCGGUUACGGAUGCAGCCGCUAGAGAUUUGUCUGAAAAAUUGAGAUUGGUGUUGGAGCCUACGCAAGCAUCGAGAUUAAAGGGCGAUUAUAAGACGGGAAAACGUAUCAAUAUGCGAAAAAUUAUCCCCUAUAUAGCCAGUCAAUUUCGUAAGGAUAAAAUCUGGCUUAGGCGUACAAAACCUUCGAAACGUGAUUAUCAGAUCGUUCUUGCAAUAGACGAUUCCAACAGCAUGGCAAAUAACCAUUCCAAAGAAUUGGCUUUUGAGUCUUUGUCGUUGAUCAGCAAAGCUAUGACAUACCUAGAAGUGGGACAGCUUAGUGUUAUAAGUUUCGGAGAGCAAGUGAAAGUAUUGCAUCCUUUAGGAGAAGCUUUCACACAACAAAGUGGAUCUAGGCUAAUACAGGAAAUGAGAUUUGAUCAAAAAAAGACAAUGAUUGGCCAAUUAGUCGAUUUUACAGUAGACAUGUUCGAGAGUCAACGUGGUUCAUCCGACAAUGCUAAACUACUGGUAGUAUUAUCGGAUGGUAGAGGGAUAUUUUCAGAGGGAAGAGAAAAAGUGACUUGUGCUGUUAGGAGAGCCAGACUUGUAGAUAUUUUCCUAGUAUUUAUAAUAGUCGAUAAUCCAAUUAAUAAGGAUUCAAUAUUAGAUAUUCGUAUGCCUGUGUUCGAAGGAGGAAAAUUAUUAGAAAUUCGAUCGUAUAUGGAUAAUUUCCCAUUCCCGUUCUAUAUGAUUCUAAGGGAUAUAAACACCUUACCAGGUGUUCUGAGCGAUGCUUUACGCCAAUGGUUUGAAGUAGUUGGAAAAAUUGAUACUUAAGCUAAUAAAUAUAAUUGUAGUUAUUUAAAUAUUUAAAUUUGAAGCUAGUAUAAGUCGUAAAAAUUGGACUAAUGUAUAUAGAAUAUAUAUAUAAUUCCUCUUAAUAGUCAUAAUGUUUCUUACAUAUAUUUUUUAAUUAUGAAAAAAUAUAAAUUGUAAUAGAAAUUUUUUGUGAAAAUAAAAUAGCGUCUAAUAUUUUGAUUAAAA